Messenger RNA from Sphaeroforma arctica JP610, 375 nucleotides. RefSeq lists its product as hypothetical. Bases 1 to 375 code for a protein of 124 amino acids. The record is from RefSeq and is a predicted model, not a curated record. The transcript has a single exon. Lineage: Eukaryota; Ichthyosporea; Ichthyophonida.
AUGCCCAUAUACAAUGAAUAUACACACAAGCCCAUAUACAAUGAACAUACACACAAGCCCAUAAACCAUGAACAUACACACAAGUCCAUAUACAAUGAACAUACACACAAGCCCAUAAACCAUGAACAUACACACAAGCCCAUAUACAAUGAACAUACACACAAGCCCAUAAACCAUGAACAUACACACAAGCCCAUAUACAUUGAACAUACAUACAAGCCCAUAUACAAUGAACAUAUACACAAGCCCAUAAACCAUGAACAUACACACAAGCCCAUACACAUUGAACAUACACACAAGCCCAUAUACAAUGAGUAUAUACACAAGCCCAUAUACGGUGAACAUACACACAAGGCCGUUGACAAUCGUGCAUGA